UAAAUCCCUUAUAGCGUGUUAAAAUCGUACCGAUAAAAAAAAUGUCUUCGUCUCACUCGUGACUCGUCUCUGUCCCCUCUCUGACAAUUUCCGAGUCCUUCUCUUUUCCGAUGGCUUCUACAAAGGUCAACAAUCGAGGUUCCCCUGGAUCAAAAAGGUUUCGAAACGACGGUACAUAUAUGAUCUUUAUGGUGCCUAAUACUGCAACUUCGCGUAAAGAUGGAGAUUGGACCUGUCCUAAUUGUGGGAACUUAAACUUUUCUUUUAGAACUGUUUGCAACCAGGGACACUGUGGUGCCCCAAGACCAUCCCUAACUCUAACUCCACCAGCCCCCAUUAUAAGCCCAUAUAGAAACAGUCAUCCCUUCUACCAUGGUGGUUUUGGCAUUCCUCCUCCAUCAUAUGGAAUACCAAGUCAGUUUGGAUCCCCAAUACCUCAUCCUGGCCUACAGUAUGAUUAUGGUUUGUAUGCUAGGGCUCGUGCACCAUACAGUCCAUUGCCCAUGUUCCCACCUGCAAGCUUUGGAGGUAUUAAUUAUGGCCCAAGGCCCAGAAUUGAUGGCUAUGGAUAUGGCUUUCAAAGUCCUCCUCCUCCAUGGGCUGAAGGAUUAGUAGCUGAUAAUUUUGCAUCUCGAAAACGCAGAGGAGAUUUUGCAGUUAUCAAUCAUCUGACACACUCAGGCAACAGACAAAAUCAAAGUGGCCUGAUGGUUUGUCUGAAGGGGACUGGAUUUGUCCAAGGUGUGACAAUGUUAAUUUUGCCUUUAGAACCACUUGCAACAUCAAACAUUGUGGAGCCGUCAAACCUAGCUCAAACAAACCAAAUACAGCAGUUAUCCCUGAAGGUAGUUGGACUUGUGAAAAAUGCGGUAACCUCAACUAUCCCUUUCGAAAUGUAUGCAACCGCAAAGACUGUAGAAAUGAGAAAACAGUUUCUGCCUAGUGACAUCUCUAUAUUGUAAAUAGAGGCUUCAUUGCAUUUGUCUCCUUUUGUAAAGGAAAGUUACUCUUAAAUGAUAAUUUUUCUAUAAUGAUAGCCGGGACUUUUAAGGGAAAGGUUUUCCUACAUA
This is a messenger RNA of Glycine soja, 1070 nucleotides long. Its product is annotated as ranBP2-type zinc finger protein At1g67325-like. Lineage: Eukaryota; Viridiplantae; Streptophyta; Magnoliopsida; Fabales; Fabaceae. The transcript is spliced from 8 exons. The coding region runs from base 111 to 962 and encodes 283 amino acids. The record is from RefSeq and is a predicted model, not a curated record.